AUGGACAAAACAUUGGGCAAUUGUAAAAAUAAUAUAAAUUUAGCAGAUUUUGCAUCGGAGGCCAUUGGUGGAAUGGUAAUCGCUACUCCGAAUACUCGAACUUAUAACAUACCUAAAUCGGUCCAAAUAACUUUAUUUGGUAUUCCAGUUUGGAAGCCUAAUUAUUUCACACCACGUAAAGUCAUUCAACCAUGGUCCCAAGCUGGUGAAUGUUGGGCAUUUCGUGGAUCGCAAGGAAAAAUAGAAAUAGAAUUAGCUCACACAGCUAUUAUUGAACGCGUGACUUUAGAACACAUUUCAUCCUCUGCUUCACUCACAGGAAAGAUCACUUCCGCACCAAAGAUUUUUAAUGUAUUGGGCAAAAUUAAAACCGAUUUUGUGAAAAUCGAUGCAUUUGUCUACAAAGAUACAGGAUUGCCAUCACAAACUUUUGAAAUCAAAGAGCCUAAAAUGAAAAAUACUCCAUUUAAAAGAAUAAUGCUAGAAAUAUUGUCAAAUUGGGGAAAUACAAAUUAUACCUGCAUUUAUCGUUUUAAAGUACAUGGCAAAAUAUAUCACAAACCUAACAAAAAAGAAAGCCAUACGAUCGUUCAAUAA
This is a messenger RNA of Ceratosolen solmsi marchali, 597 nucleotides long. Its product is annotated as sperm-associated antigen 4. The coding region runs from base 1 to 597 and encodes 198 amino acids. Gene Ontology annotation, cellular component: meiotic nuclear membrane microtubule tethering complex; nuclear envelope. The record is from RefSeq and is a predicted model, not a curated record. Gene Ontology annotation, molecular function: protein-membrane adaptor activity. The transcript is spliced from 5 exons. NCBI's taxonomy places the organism in Eukaryota, Metazoa, Arthropoda, Insecta, Hymenoptera, Agaonidae.